AUGGACAGCCUUUAUCUGUAUUUCCCAGUUCUGUUCUUUGCUCUUUAUAUCAUCAGCCAUCAUUUUCUUCACAAGCUACAAAACCUUCCCCCUAGCCCAUUUCCAACACUACCUUUCAUUGGCCAUCUCUACUUAUUGGGUAAACCUUUCCACAGAGCCUUAUUCAAAGUCUCGAAUCGUUAUGGUCCGGCAGUCUUUCUUCAGUUUGGCUCUCGGCCUGUCCUCCUAGUUUCAUCACCUUCAGCAGCAGAAGAAUGCUUUACCAAAAAUGAUAUCAUCUUUGCCAAUCGCCCUGAUUUUCUCAGUGGUAAGCAUUUCGGGUACAAUUUUACCAGCCUUGCCUGGUCCUCUUAUGGAGAGCACUGGAGAAAUCUUCGAAGAAUUUCCUCUCUUGAAGUUCUAUCUUCCUAUAGAAUUCAGACACUAUCAAGCAUCCGUUCUGAUGAAAUAAACUACCUGAUUCGUAGACUCUUUCGAGUCUCCAUAGAGAGUCCGGAAAAAAUGGUGGAGAUGAAAUCAUCUCUUUUUAACUUCACGUUCAAUGUGAUAUCAAGAAUGAUUGCAGGAAAAAGAUAUUACGGAGAGAAAGUAGAGAACUCAAAAGAAGCUAACCUAUUCCAGGAUAUAUCAACAGAUACGCUAGCCAUUAUUCCAAAGGCUAAUAUUUUGGAUUUCUUGCCAUUCAUGAGGUGGUUUGGAUUGCAUAGUGUUGAGGAAAAGAUGACGGAAAUACAGGAGAAGAGAGAUAACUUUAUGCAAAACGAAAUAGACGAGCAUCGACGAUCAAAGACCAGUGGCUCCUUUCCUUCAGCAGAGGUUGUGGCAGGGAAGAAGAAAACUAUCAUGGAAGUCUUGUUAGAUUUACAGAAAACAGACCCCGAAUACUACACAGAUGAAACAAUUAGAAACCUAAUGUUGGUCCUACUCCAAGCUGGAUCAGAUACUUCAGCUGUAACAUUAGAAUGGGCUUUUUCACACUUGCUUGACAAUCCAAAAAUUUUAAAGAAGGCACAGACUGAAAUUGACAAUCACGUUGGACAAGACCGCCUAAUUGAUGAAUCCGAUUUUGCUCAACUUCCUUACAUCCGAUGCAUCAUCAAUGAGACAUUGCGGAUGCAUCCAGCAGCCCCUUUACUUGUGCCUCACUUUUCAUCAGAAGAGUGUAAGGUUGCAGGCUAUCGAGUUCCGCGUGGAACAGUUCUAUUAGUGAAUGCAUGGGGCAUACAUCAUGACCCUAAGGUAUGGGAGGACCCAGAAAAGUUCAAUCCUGAUAGAUUUAUAGGCUUUGAAGGUGUCAAAGAGGGCUGCAAGUUUAUUCCAUUUGGAUCAGGUAGGAGGGGUUGCCCUGGUGAGAACCUAGCCAUUCAUGUCAUUGGAUUGGCACUGGGCUCACUUCUUCAAUGCUUUCAGUGGGAUAAGCGUAACAGGGAGAUAAUCGAUAUGAGUGAAGGGACUGGGUUCACACUUUCACCAAAGGUUCAGCCUCUACUGGCAAAAUGUUCUCCACGACAAAACAUGGUUAAACUUCUUUCUGAAAUCUAAUCCUAACCAAGAUUCUAAUAAUGUAUGCCAUUACUUCCACAUAAAUAACUAAGCAUUUAAGAUCCAAUUUUCUUAUUCUAUCAUUCGGUGAGGAAACCUAAUGCCAAGUACGAAAAACAAAGAAAGAAACGUACCUGCAUAAUUUACGCAUUCAACGAAUCCAUUGGCUUGUAAAAAUAUGAAUUCAUUCUCCAGAGUUCCACCCUCUCAUGGUGAAAUUAUCAUGAAUUAGGUUGGAUAGCUGGCAGUUUCACUCUCCUAGAAAAUGCUUAUUUUAUUUAGCCACAA
Lycium ferocissimum is the source of this 1830-nucleotide messenger RNA. RefSeq names its product cytochrome P450 81Q32-like. Bases 1 to 1542 code for a protein of 513 amino acids. Gene Ontology annotation, molecular function: iron ion binding; monooxygenase activity; oxidoreductase activity, acting on paired donors, with incorporation or reduction of molecular oxygen. The transcript has 2 exons. Lineage: Eukaryota; Viridiplantae; Streptophyta; Magnoliopsida; Solanales; Solanaceae. The record is from RefSeq and is a predicted model, not a curated record.